Messenger RNA from Syngnathoides biaculeatus (alligator pipefish), 978 nucleotides. Its product is annotated as trace amine-associated receptor 1-like. Gene Ontology annotation, biological process: G protein-coupled receptor signaling pathway. Gene Ontology annotation, molecular function: trace-amine receptor activity. Gene Ontology annotation, cellular component: membrane. The coding region runs from base 1 to 978 and encodes 325 amino acids. The record is from RefSeq and is a predicted model, not a curated record. NCBI's taxonomy places the organism in Eukaryota, Metazoa, Chordata, Actinopteri, Syngnathiformes, Syngnathidae. The transcript has 2 exons.
AUGGACAUCGGGGGCCAAUCGGUUCUCUGCUUUCCACAGCGUGCCAACACUUCCUGUGAGAAGCCUUUACCUGACUGGUCUGAAGGUGUAUUGCUGCCUGCCGUCAGCAUUCUCAGUGUGCUGCUCAACCUGCUCGUCAUCAUCUCAAUCUCCCACUUCAGGCAGCUCCACACGCCCACCAACCUUGUCCUCCUCUCCCUCGCAGUCUCUGACUUGCUGGUGGGCUUGGUAGCGAUGCCAGGUGAGAUCUAUGUGAGGAUAUCCUGCUGGUUUCAUGGUGACUUUGCCUGUUCUCUGUGGAACUACACGACUUUCGCUGCAGCAUCAUCUCCAGUUGGAAACAUGGUCCUGAUAUCGGCUGAUCGUUAUUUAGCUAUUUGCGAUCCUCUGCGUUAUAACGUCAAAGUUACUGUGAAAAGAAUUCAACUUUGUAUUUGUCUUUCUUGGGUGGCAGCUCUUCUAUACUGUGCCAUCCUCUUAAAGGACCAAUUGGGUCAUGCUGGAAUGUACAACUCAUGCCAUGGUGAGUGCGUCAUCAGUUUUGAGUUUUACGCAGGCAUUGUGGACCUCUUCGUUGGCUUUGUUCUUCCUCUAUGCAUCAUUAUCACGCUGUACCUGAGAGUGUUUGUGGUCGCUGUUUCUCAGGCACGAGCCAUGCGCUCCCGUGUUAAAUGUGUCAAAUUACAACAUUCUGCCCCUUUCAGAGCGAAGUCAUCCGAGUUGAAGGCGGCCAGGACUCUCAGUGUUGUCGUUCUUGUCUUUCUGGUGUGUUUUUGUCCAUAUUAUAUUGUCAGUCUUGUGGCUGAAAAUAAGAAUUUAGGUUCACUGACAAAAUAUGUUUUUUAUUUGUAUGGUUUCAACUCGUGUGUAAACCCCUUAAUAUAUGCCUUUUUUUACCCCUGGUUUAGAAAAGCCAUAAAGCACAUUGUCACACUUCACAUUCUGCAGCCUGCCUCCCGUGACGCCAACAUACUGUAG